CAAGGCCAGAGAUGAGAUGCGUAUAAAAACUCCUCUCAGGCAGACCACCACAGAUCACAGCAGACGGCGCCAGACCGAAGGACAACCUCGUCUUCCUUGGAUAUCACAGCCUUUCUCGGCCUCUCUUCUUCUGCAGGCACGUCGCUCUAGACAGUAGCAGCCAUGGUGUCUUUCCGUAUGGUGGGACGAGCGGUUCCACGAGUGAGGGCGGCAGUGAGCCAGCCCAGCAGCAGGAGGGCCUUGGUGCUUCCCCUGGUUCACCCAAGCCAGAUGAGGCUGAUCCACCGUGGCCCCUUUUGGCGAGAGCCAUUCUCCCAGAUGGAGGACUUUAUGAAGGACAUGGAGAGGAAGUUCAAGAGAGACAUUGAGGAUACCCUAGGAACCUUUGCCAAGAGUUUUCCAGGAAGUCAGCUGCCCAUGUCAAGUGUCAUGGCCAGAGCAGUGCAACCGACCUUUGGACAGAUGGAAAAUGUAUCAACCCCUGAGAAAUACAAGCUGAAUUUCUACUUCAUGAGUGCCAAACCCGAAGACAUCAAGGUCACUCUUAAAGAACGCAGCUUGAAGAUCUCUGGUGAGGCUGUGGUGGAGACGGAGACCUCCAAGUCAUCCCAGCAGAUGAGCGUGGAGCUGCUGCUGCCAGAGGAUGUAGAGGCUGAGGGUCUGGAGUCCAGCCUUUCCCAGGAGGGUGUGCUGGUGGUGGAGGCUCCCAGGAACCCUGCAGCCAGUCCUGAGGCUCCCAAGGCAAUACCCAUUGAGAGGGAGUGAUUUGAUCACACUCCUUACUGGGCUGGGAGAUGACAAGUAUCCAGUGUGAUAGUGGUAGCAGUGUUUGUUGCCACAGUAGAAGCAUGUCAUUAUUCAAUGGUAUGGCUUCUUAUGUUAGGGAAAGGAUACUGUUUACAUUAACCCGUUCGAUACUGGGAUACAUUUUCACCUUCAGAUUUGUGUACGAUUAGACUAUUUUAUUGACAUUAGGAAGGGUCUAUGGAGGUCAGAAGAUUAAUAGCCACAGUCUUCACUAUUUUAAUCCUCCAUCUAAGUUUCUGAAGCUGUAUAAAAUCACCAAAUAGUAAGCAGAAUAAAAAGUGGAAAUGUCAUGGUAUUGAAAGGGUUAAUGUAUACACUACAUACUUGGGUGUUGAAAUGUAUUUGUAGAUAUACUUUUUGCAAAUAAAUGUAGAUAUUAUUAUAA
Molecule: messenger RNA, 1192 nt
Organism: Portunus trituberculatus (swimming crab)
Lineage: Eukaryota; Metazoa; Arthropoda; Malacostraca; Decapoda; Portunidae
Product: stress-induced protein 1-like
Exons: 4
Coding region: 163-765 (200 amino acids)
Biological process (GO): response to heat; protein refolding
Molecular function (GO): protein folding chaperone
Source: RefSeq, a predicted model, not a curated record